CUCACAACCGCCCAAAACGACCCGCCCGUAGGAGAUCAGAACAAAUCUCCAAGAUGGCCGCCGCACCUCAAUCGUUCUACGAGCUUUACCGCCGUAGCAGCAUCGGCCUUGCGCUGACAGAUAUGCUGGACGAUCUCAUCAGCGAGGAGCGCAUUCACCCUCAGUUGGCGAUGAAGAUCCUGGCCAACUUUGAUCAGGCCAUCACAGAGGCCCUGCAAAAGAGCGUCAAGGCUCGCUUGACUUUCAAGGGAAGCCUGAGCACCUACCGAUUCUGCGACGAAGUCUGGACGUUUCUUAUCAAGAACGUUCAAUUCAAGCUGGAUAAUGGCGGGCAGAUCGUGACCGCCGACAAGGUCAAGAUUGUCAGCUGCAACGCCAAGAAGCCCGGUGAAGGCCCUUGAAGGGUAUGCGCCAACAAUAGAGAGCAUCAGAGGCGGCCUCGACCACCUUACUCGGAUACACGAACGAGACGCAUUUGCGGACAAGGGCGAUGGGAACGACGACGAGCGCCCCCAGUGGCUGCAUAUUACAGGCGUUCAGGUUCAUGCUCUUACGAUGGCACGGUUUAAGGAUACGGGAGUUUGUUCUUUCAAGAUUGCCAUUUUGAUACCAUCAGAGGUUUAUACAGCAUCGCUCAUAGGUUUGCGUCAGCGCAUCAAUAGACUGGCUG
Molecule: messenger RNA, 670 nt
Organism: Colletotrichum scovillei
Lineage: Eukaryota; Fungi; Ascomycota; Sordariomycetes; Glomerellales; Glomerellaceae
Product: transcription initiation factor IIA
Exons: 3
Coding region: 54-401 (115 amino acids)
Biological process (GO): RNA polymerase II preinitiation complex assembly; transcription initiation at RNA polymerase II promoter
Cellular component (GO): transcription factor TFIIA complex
Molecular function (GO): RNA polymerase II general transcription initiation factor activity; TBP-class protein binding
Source: RefSeq, a predicted model, not a curated record